AGAGCACACGGCGCACCCGUGGUGCCGUCACGAAUCGUUCAGACUUCUCCGUCUCUCCGUUUGGUCGCGGUGCAGUACCCCCCGCGGCCACUAGUUAGCGAUCUUUUUCUGAAUGGUUUAUCCGACUUUUUCCGGUCACAGUAAAUCAAAGAAAUAAGGACAACUAUUGUGCAAAAAACAAAAACAAAAAAAAUCACAUAUAAACGAAGAAAAAAGCCCUGGAAGUUCACUACUGAUUCAAACCGGAAACCGGAAAUGCUUCGCUUUCAAACGAACCAAUCACAGCCCUCUCGGUCUGCGUGUGGUCUGCGUCUCCUCGACGCGUAGUUACAAUUUUCGGGAGGUGCACGUCACUGACGGCGCAUGUGACGGCGUGUCCUCUGCGUGUCCAAAAACCACACGCCGUAGACACGGCGUCGUUUUGACGCAGAAGUGUAAUUCAGCCUUAAGAGGCUGCAGCGUGCAGCGGUGGAGACAGCAGACUGCAGCAGCUCAUCACAGCUGCCCAGCCCAGCUGACCCACACUGACAGCCCAGCUGAGCCGAGCUGCAGCCUCCCGGCGGCCCAUACAUACACGCUCGAGGGGAAUGGGGGGCCACCCAGCCCGCCUCUGGUAGCCACCGAGAUUUUACUAGGCAAAAAAACGAGAGAAACCUCGCUGUGGCGGUCCAGCAAGAUGGUAUCCUGGAUCAUCUCGAGGAUAGUCGUCCUUGCCUUUGGGACUCUGUACCCAGCAUACUCCUCAUACAAAGCUGUCAAAACGAAGAACGUGAAGGAGUAUGUGAAAUGGAUGAUGUACUGGAUAGUAUUUGCGUUAUUCACUACAGCAGAGACGGCUACAGACCUGCUCCUGUCAUGGUUUCCUUUUUAUUUUGAGCUGAAGAUUGCCUUCGUGAUCUGGCUCCUGUCUCCGUACACCAAGGGCUCCAGCGUCCUCUACCGCAAGUUCGUCCACCCAACCCUCUCCAACAAAGAGAAGGAGAUAGACGAGUAUAUAGCCCAGGCCAAAGACAGGAGUUAUGAGACCAUGAUGAAGUUUGGAAAACGGGGUCUCAACCUCGCUGCUAAUGCUGCCGUCACUGCAGCCACCAAGGGUCAGGGCGUCUUGUCAGACAAACUGCGGAGUUUCAGCAUGCAGGACCUGACUCUCAUCACCGCUGACGACGAGCUGGGUCUGCGUUCCUCAGACGUCCGUAUGAGACGGGAGCACAUGGACGACAUGAGCUUGGGCGCCAGCACGCUGCCCCGAACCAAGAGCGCUUCCACACGGCAAACGCGGUCUUUGGCCACUGCCUCUCUUGCCGACGACGCGUCAUCCCAACACAGCUCUGACCAGUCGGACACGAGGACCGAACACUCCGACGACGACGUGGCAGACAAAGCCCCCAAGCGCGCCGCCAGCACCAAGGCCACCAAAAAGCCAGCUGCUGCCAAGACAGAGACUCAGACCAAGGCGGUGAAGAAGCCCGUAAAAAAGAAGACGACGACUACUACUGCAGAGACGCCACCAUGAGUCCGCAGCCCUGCACUCGCUGCAACUUGAAGUCCCCUCUUCCUGUUUGGUCUCCGCACAAACACAUAAACACUAUAUAUAAAUGUCUGACACUGAAAUUGUGUCAUACCUGCUGGAUUUUAGGGCGAAGUGCAGAUUUAGUUUAUUCGCAGUAUGUGUCCACCUUUUUAUGUCAGCGAGGAAAAGUUGGUUCGCAGUGGCCGGCUCGUCCUCUAUUUUUUUUUUGACUCAAUCUUUUGAGGUUUCCUGAUCUGAGAUUCAACUGCCAAGAGUGUUGACUUGAUUGAUUUUAUUUAUUUUAUUUUUUUUAAGAUGUCUUUCUUUGAAGUCCCACACUCAUAAUCUGGUCAGACAUGCUACUUCUGUGAGCCGUAAAGUCAGUAAUUCACCUAAGUCUCAUUGGCGGUUCUAAUUCACGGUGCUGGCUUCAUUGUUGCGUCUUUUAAGCAUCGCCACCAAAAUAUUACUUUAUUCCCUUUGUCGGCCCUGCAUGUGUUCUUGUACCCUCAUCUUGACCUGCUCACUGGCGAUAGAAAUCCUAAGAAAAGCUUCUAUUUGGGGCUGAAGCAACCAAAACGCUUACCGGGUGGGAGACACUUUUGUCCUUUUGUACUUUAAUUUUAGCAUCUAAGAUUUUAAUUUUUGUUUCUUCCUCCAAUUUGAAGAGUUGGGAUUUUACCUUUCAGUAAGUGCUGUCUCGGUGAGUGUCGCUCUGCUACUUUCAGGUCUCACGGAGGAUAAUGUCUUAAAGUGGCUUCAGAGUCACACAGUGUAAGCCAGCACUAAGCCACUCUUCUGCUUAGUUAUCCUCCUUUAGACAUUCUUCUUUGUAUUAAGAAUUAAUUUAUUACACUCCCAUUUUAGUGGCAUCUUCUGGUGAGGUAAUAUUAGUAUUAAGUAUGAUCAAUAUGCUGUCACUAAGUGAUAUGUCAUUUUCCAGCACCUGUGAGGGGACUCAUCUGCUCUCCACCGCAACGAUAACAGGAUUUAGGAUGUUGUAUUCCUCUGCUUGCGGUAGAGGCAGAGCUAAAGGAAAGCUGAGUGGGCAACAGUAAAACAAAUCAUCAUCAGCUGGCUGUGAGGAGUCACUUUCUGCUCCCAGUUGUAGUUUUAGAUGUGGAGGAAGAGUCCAAACAGGGUUUCUUUAGGGAUGGCGGGGGUUGCCAGGAGCUGCACGGGGCUUCUCUCUUGUGAUCCAAUUAUAACGGGAGUUUGCAGUGUGACGCUAGUGUGCGCCGGCAGGGGGCGACAAACUCCGCCUUUACAGUUGGCCAAAUUUUAAAGGAGAAAAAAGUGGAAAACGCUGUAAAUAUAAACCCUGACUGUACAUAUAGGAUGAGCUUGCUUGCCUUAUUCAUUCUGAGUUCAACUCUAUUAAGCUUAAUUUUUCCCUCUAAAAUGCCACAUUUGCUUCUCAUUUCAUUUGUCUUAGUAUAGACAAAUAUGUUCAGAGGCAGAGGAACAUGGACUGUAUUGAUAUCACUUAUGAUGAUCAUCUGCUUCUUUUUAAUUUUCUUUUUAAUUUUGUCAAGACGUUUUAAUUACCCAUAAUGUGGCAACGAGAUGUUGAACCACUGCUUGAACAUUCACAGCCGGCUGAUUAGUCUAGAGCCAAACUUUAAAAACCCUCUUUGUUUAAAUUUUGCUCUGAAAUGUUCCAUCAUAUCAAUAUAUGCAUUUUUAUCUUGCAUCACUUUGGGAUAUUUAUUGCUGAUUCUUUCUUUUGUGUUUUAAAUCAGUAUUGUGUACAGGAGUGUUCAUUUGUAAAGCGUUUGUGCCAGUGCUCAAAGCCUUAAAUUGAAAAAGGAUAACAGUUUGUGUGCUGGCACAACAGUACCUAAUAAGGUGAUGCAUCAGUAAAUAAACUGCUUCUAAUAAAGGAAAUUAAAUCUG
Molecule: messenger RNA, 3406 nt
Organism: Cololabis saira (Pacific saury)
Lineage: Eukaryota; Metazoa; Chordata; Actinopteri; Beloniformes; Belonidae
Gene: reep2
Product: receptor accessory protein 2
Exons: 8
Coding region: 677-1513 (278 amino acids)
Biological process (GO): endoplasmic reticulum tubular network organization
Cellular component (GO): cytoplasmic microtubule; endoplasmic reticulum tubular network; endoplasmic reticulum membrane
Molecular function (GO): microtubule binding; taste receptor binding
Source: RefSeq, a predicted model, not a curated record